CACUUUUAUUUUUGCAAUAUGAAAGCAAUCAGGCUCUCUGUUUACUCAAGCAAAUGUCGUCUUGACAAAUUUACGAAUCAACGGCCGUCUUUAAACAAUCCAAAAAAAUUAUUUGAAGAAUUUAAGAAGCGUGGACCUUUUCAUUAUUUACAAUUUUGUUAUUGGAAGUUAGGAGAUUUAAAACAAGCUGUCAAGUCAGCCUUUACUUUUUUGGUGGCCAAUCCGGGUGAUGAUGAUACUUUGAAUAAUUUACAUUUUUAUAUGGAACAGCCUGGAUUUGAGCGGGAAAUGCUUAUUGAUGAGUGGCAAUAUCGGCAUGAGAAGCUUUAUAUGAAGGCCGUAAAUGCUUAUAGCAAUCAAGAAUGGCUAAAUUGUGUUAAUUUAUUCCAAGAAUCUUUACAACAAUUUUGGGAAGCUUUGGAAGAUUGUAGGUCAGAAUGUGAAUAUUUAAACAACAAAGAGGAAAUUAAUGGUGGGGAUGAGCAGAAUGAGUGGAGUGUUUUUAUUACGAGUAGGCUUAAUAUUUGUUUUAAUUUAAUUUGUAAAACUUGUUUUGUAACAUUCUUUUUGCAAAACUUACGAACAAAAUUACUUUUAAAAAUAGAACUUGUUUUGCGACUUGUUUGUAAAACAUGUUUUUAA
Messenger RNA from Meloidogyne enterolobii, 642 nucleotides. The record is from the annotation of a GenBank genome assembly. NCBI's taxonomy places the organism in Eukaryota, Metazoa, Nematoda, Chromadorea, Rhabditida, Meloidogynidae.